Leptosia nina is the source of this 3651-nucleotide messenger RNA. NCBI's taxonomy places the organism in Eukaryota, Metazoa, Arthropoda, Insecta, Lepidoptera, Pieridae. The record is from the annotation of a GenBank genome assembly.
AUGUCCCUCGCCGCGGGCUCCUCGCUCGCGCCCGCGGGACCGCGGCGGCUCCCGCUCCACUGUCUUUGCGCUCGAGGACGAUUGUUCGCGAUGAAGGACCGCAAUCGUAAUAAUGCACGCAAUCCAAUUAGCGAGCGCUCGGCGACCGAUCAGCUAUUCUCUGUGAGGCCGGGAUCAACGUCAGGCCGGCUUAACGUCGCGCGGACGCCCUUUGCCGUCUCAUCUCGAUUUAAAUGCGCGCACGGAUCGCCCGCACCCGUCUCUAUUAUAUAUCGUACGACACGAAACGCUAGCGGAGAGCGGCUCGUGCGUUUAAUCUGCGAAAUGUCUCCGCUGUUUGCUCACAGAAUAAACAGAAUCUGCGAGAGCUCGUUAAAUUGUCACGCUCCGCGGCUCAAGCAAAUAAGCGACGAUUCCAAGUUCUCGGCUUCUAUCGGAGAAUUGACGGUGGUGGAACGCACGAGCACGCCGUCGUCGACGACCACGUCGGCCACCGUGACGACGGUGUCAGCGGGCGACUGCGCCAUCUGCCUCACCGCGAACGCCACGAGGUGCGUCACACCGUCGAACGCGAAGCAGUACGGCCUCGACGGCGCCUCGGCCGGGGAGAAGGUGUGCGAGGGCUGCCACUGCCAGUUCGUGCGAGCGAGACGGAGCAGGUGCACCGUCCGCACGUGCUCCAACCCGCGCACCAAGCGCCUCCGCCAUCUGCCGCCCCGGUGGCACGACUUGUCCCUCGACGCAAAGAAGCCCAUCGUCGACGAGUUCAAAAUCCCGAGCACUCUCAGCAAAUGCUGUCUCACGUGUUUCAAGCGAAUAACGAGACGAUUGGACGCGAUAGAGGGAGGCGGAGCGCCGGAACCGACCGAGGAGGAGAUCUCUCGCUUCAAGGGCUUCCUGAGGGAGUAUGGCACCUCCUGGGACAAGAUGGCUACCGCCAGCGGUCGCCCGCCCGCUAGCCUUAAAGCUUUUUACUUCACGUAUAGAAGAAAACUCCAGCUCGACACGUCGCUGACUGAGAGACAGCCGAUAAAGGGCAGCGAUUCGGACGACAGUCUCGUCAGUUCGGGGGACACGGACACGGCGAGCGCGGGGUCACCUCGGCCGCCCCCCCUUCCGGGACCGCGGACGGACGCCGUGGCCCCCAGGAGACACCGCAGAGAUGAGUACGACUCCUCCGCGACGGAGACUGCUGACGAGGAAAACGAAGCGCCCAGUGCGAAGACUGCCGCGAACGGAGUUAGCGCGGCGAGCGUUGUAAACGCAGUUAGCGGAGUCAGCGCGGUGACAGUGGCGAGUUCGACUCCUUGUGUAACUGCACACCCGCUGCUGACAGUUCGCGACGUAGUAUCGAACAUGAUCGAGGUCAGCCUAAUGAAGAACUCUAGACCGCCCCUGCACUCACUUCCGCCUAAGCAACAGCCGCAACAGCAGGCCAACCAUGAACUGGCCACUCUGACCGUGGUGAGCGGGUCGCACCACAGCAACGCUGCUGUUUCGCCCCGAGGGGCCACCAUCACGCCAGUACCGCCAGAGAGCGCUCCCGAAUUAGUUCUGCUGCAAGUGGAACGACCGCCCGCCUCUGCCCCUAACGCCACUCAAGCAGACUCACUCCUAGAUCUCACGGUCAAGAGGCCGCGACUCGAACGACAUCCAACGCCUUCCCCAUAUCGAAGCACGGAGUACCAGCCGAGCUACCGACCGCCGCCCGAGCGGGAGUCGCCUACCCAAUACAAUGCAAAACCCAAGCCGGUCGCGUCUCCGCGCCCCGCGAUGAAACUCCCCAACCCUAAAGACCGGCUCUAUCACGGCGGGGACUCCGGUACACGCUCCGCACCAUCUGCCGGACAAACGCUACUUCGACAGGCGGAGAAGUCCCGGCGGAGGGUACUACGGGGCAGCCAAUCAACCGAGACCCCAGUCUCCGCAAUCCUUCUCAACGCCGACAAACACCGCGGUGGCGCGCGGCCCCUAUGGCCUCGAGCGGCGCCAGAUAAUGUUAACGGAUUUCAUUACGUCGCAACAAAUGCACCCGGGUGCGCGAAGAGAUCGAGAGCCCCACCAGCAACACCAGACGCACCAACAGCACCAGCAAAUCAGCAGCAUCAACACCAACAGCACCAACCGAUGCAGCAGCACCAAAUACACCAGAUCAGGCGGGAUCGAGACGCAGUGUCGGUCAUUCAGAGGCAUUCGCAUACGUACUCGCACCCCGUGCCUCCGCCCGGUCACGAAGCGUUCACUUCUCUGGUGAAUGCGGCGUCGGCGGCCGCGGCAUUGCCGGUUCCCCGCUCACGAGAACCGGAUUCCGAUGCCAUGCUCCACCAGCUCCAGCAUCAUCAGCAGCAUCAACACCAACAGCAUCACGAUAUCAGGAACAGUAGAGAGUUUCCGACAAACCAGAAAUACGUGGGGUCAAGCGCCGCCGCCGCCGGUUACCCGCCCGAUAUGGAGAGGAGACCAUACGAUAGAGAAAGACAGUCCCAACAGCCGCCAAGGGAUAGCCGUGAACGUCUGGUGUCUAUGGGCACGAGGCGCUACGUGAUAGACGAGCGACCCGCGCACCCGCAGAUGAUGCACGACCACCACCACCCGCAUCCGCAGCAGGUAGUUUCGAGUCAAGAUGACAAACGAUUUAGUAACAACAGCGCAGCGUACAGCAUAGCGGGAAAACCGCGCGCGGCGCUCGCGCAAACGCUCGAAAGGAAGGAUAGCCGCGGCCCGCAAGUGAGUUGCGCGGCGACAGUUAGCAGUUCUAGUGUGGGCGGCGGGCCUCCCGUGGCCGGCAACGCACCCGGCGCGCCCGCCGGACCGCCCGUGCCCGGUGGUGCGCCCGUAGCGGAACGAGGCCGAGCGACCGACGGCACCCUGACAGCUGCGUCGCUCAUAAACGCUAUUAUCACGCAUCAGAUCAGUCAGACUUCAGAUCAGAGAUUUCCCAUAAUUCGCGAGAGCGACGCGGGCGGUCAGCAGCCCGAGAGAGGCCCCGCGGGGACGGAGAGGCGCGACGAGCAACCGAUGACGAGCGCGGCGCACACCACGAGCAUCAAGCUGGGGGACCUCGCCUCCAACAUCAUUGUCAGGGACUUCAGCAGCCCCAACACCACCGCGCUCAUUCACCACAAUAACCGGCUACUCCCGAACGCAGACUCUUACCAACCGAGUAGCGUGGCCAGUAGCGUGUCGGGCGCAGCGGCGAGCGGACCGGGCGCGGUCGUCACCAGCGCGGCGAACUCGGUCGACGAGUGGCGGAGAGACAACAAGCACUCUUACUUCGAGCCCGUCUCGCCCACCGACAACCCGCCGGCCAGCCGCAGCGACAACAGACAUUUCUCGAGCGGCGUGAGCGGGGUGAGCGGCGUGAGAUGCGGCGUGCUGACGGCCUACGACUACGUGACUGCGCGGAUCGUAGACGUGAUGCGAAACGACUCCGACGCGAAGCUGCCCUUCAGCGGCGAGACCAAAUUGCCCUUCAACACGCCCUACACUUACCCCUACUCGGCGCUCAACGUCGCCACCCCGGCCGACCCCAGCAGCGGGCCUCCCUCGGGCGGCGUGGUGACGAGCGCUCCGCCCCCGAGCGGGCCGGCGGCGCCCGAGCCGGCUCCCCUCAUGUCGGCGCAGUACGAGCCCCUCUCGGACGAGGACUGA